Messenger RNA from Anopheles darlingi, 2545 nucleotides. RefSeq names its product anaphase-promoting complex subunit 4 (gene APC4). NCBI's taxonomy places the organism in Eukaryota, Metazoa, Arthropoda, Insecta, Diptera, Culicidae. The coding region runs from base 178 to 2520 and encodes 780 amino acids. Gene Ontology annotation, biological process: anaphase-promoting complex-dependent catabolic process; protein K11-linked ubiquitination; positive regulation of mitotic metaphase/anaphase transition. The record is from RefSeq and is a predicted model, not a curated record. The transcript is spliced from 4 exons. Gene Ontology annotation, cellular component: nuclear periphery; anaphase-promoting complex. Gene Ontology annotation, molecular function: protein binding.
AAGUGGGAUUUUUUACAAGUUUUUCGAUCGAUACAAGUCAAUUCGAUCAGGAUAAAGGGAAUAAGAGCAAAUUAAAAGCCCAGAAGGCUUCAUUCAAUACCGGGCGUACCGUGUAAAUCCUCACUGAAGAAGAAAAGUUGUCAGGGGCGCGAAUAUCCUCGGAACUCGGACUCCGGGAUGGCCACCCUCGGAAAACCGGCAGCGAAUCGAAAUGCGAUGAAACAAACGAGCAACAAGAAUAUCGGCGGCCGAGUGGACGUUCUGCGAUGGAGCGAAGAAAUGGAUUUGCUGGCCAUCGGCACGGAAAAGGGUGAAGUUAUCCUGCAGCGCUUAAAAUGGCAAAAAGUGUGGCAACUACUGCCGCCGGAGGAGGGACUGAAGGUACGUGGAAUUGCUUGGCGACCCGGUGAAAACCUGAUUGCGAUAGGCUACAGCAACGGAACGAUCCUCCAGCUAGACAUCGAAACGAAGGAUGUGGUGCACAGUUUCUCCGUACAGUCCGAUAUCUCCUGCAUGAACUGGACGGACAAUGGGGAGAGUGAUGAAACUGCUAAUCAUACCUGGAACUCGAUCCAUCAAAACCAUGCUACCUUCCUGCCCACCCUGCCCGUUCUAAGUACCCUCUGCUCGUCGACUAAACCGGCUAGCUACAAUCCGAUGGAUUUCUGCCGAAAACACAUCCUUAACGUACUGCUCGUGGGUACCGUGACCGGGCAGCUGCACCUAUCAGCGCUUGGUAUGCUGCCAGCUGGUCGCGUUGACGUGUUGGCGAUGGCUGGCCUGCCGCCUUCCACGAACGCCCGUAUCCACGAGGCACAGAUGAGUUUCAACUUCAAACAGCUAGUGGUCGCACUCGAGCAGGACACGGGCCUAACUGUGAUUGUACUCGAGAACAAUUUGCUACACAAAUACGCCGGUUCACUGCUGAAUUUGUCCAUCAACUACGCCCAAAUUCUCAGCACAAUGACGUACAUCAACGAUACCAUCGAUUGCAUUGUGGAAACCUGGGAAACGGUGUUGCUCGAGAUGGAUAAAAAGUUGACGCAGUAUGCCGAUGACCAUCCAGGCGAUUCGAUUUCGGCCGACUUCCUCGAGCUGCUCAUGUUUGGUACAACGUCGCCCGGACUCGAGGAGUUCUUGUUACGGGAUCUCUCCGAGAAGGGUUUACGCCGGCUCGGUAACAGCAUGGACCUGUGUUACGCCACGAUACAGCGACUGGUCGUGGUACCACUGUACAAUGCCAUCUAUGCGCUCUUCUAUCAUCUAAAUGUGCUCGAAGGUAUGCUGCAGAAUCGGGUCUACUACGGUGCGCUUAUGAUUCGCACCGCUUCCCAGGCACUACGGGACUGCGGAGCAUUCCAGAUUAAAUGCUUCGAGCUGCAGCAAACGAUCGACUACUCGAAACGAGAUUUCAAGAUCUUCUUCCGCUGGCUAUGCUCCGUGAUCGUGCGGCUAAUGGAUGAACCGCUACAGGAACACUAUCCCACGAUCACACAACAAGAGCUCACCUAUUUGGCCAAUUUUCUCGCCCAAUUCGACGAUAGCUACAACUCGGCCGACACCACGGUCACCGAAGACAGCCAACGGAAACUGAUCGGGCUCAGGCGUAAGUUUAACCUCGAACGGGUCGGACAGUAUCUGGAAGAUAAGCCCCUUCUUCACAAGGCGGACGGUAGCGAAUUGAGCCAGUGGAAACAGAUGCUGAAGGAAAACGAAUGCUUCCAGAACUCGCCGAACGUGUUUCCCCAUCGUGAAGAUCACUCACUGCUGCAGGAACAGAAGCGUGUAAAGGAAAGCAUUCGGCUACUGUUCGAGCAGCCCAGUGCGGCACUUGGUGGUGCCUUUCGUCCCAAAAAUCUACUCACCCUCCAACAGCAGACCGCUCCGACCGCCAACGAAGCUAUCCGUUCUUUUGCCUCCUGCAACCACCCGGUGGACAAUGUGACUCUGGUUUCGAUCAUUCAGUCGAGCAACAGUUUGCUGCUGGUCGAGUGUUACGCUGAAGGGGGCAUGAAGAUGGUACGAUUGCGCUUCGAAGAUAAACCGUACUUUGAUCAACCGAUCGGGACCCUUAGCUUCCGGCAUGCACAGUUCUACAACGCCGAUACGCUCUCCCUGUUGCUCCAUACUCAACCGGAAGGACAGGCGGUUGCCGGUGGUUCGUACUACUUGCAGCUUGCGCUCGGACCCAUCCGUGAGAUUUUGCGUUCGACCGAGCUACGCGAAGGUGCACGUACACUCACGGAAGAGACAGAUGGAUGCCGCGUCCUGAACGCGUACACAUUCAUUGACGAGUGUGCGUUGAAGCUGCUGGACGGUAACGAUGGCCAUCGGAUUGCCGUGUCGGGCAAACGGAACGUUACCGCGAUUCUAUCCGAAUCGCGGCGCAAUAUACGCUUGUACGAUAUGGACGCGCAGGACGAGGAGGAAGAAGAAGAGGAUGACGAUCGAUUGGAAAACUCCUCCCAGCUCAACAGCAGUCUCGACAAUAGCCAAGAGUCGAUCCAUCAACCGCAGUAGCGAUCAAGCGUAAAACGGUUGUUAG